ACGACCAAAAGCACAGACACAAACUGAAGGGGAAAUGGGUAGGGCUUCGCUGGCUCUCUUGCUUUCACUGGUGUGCCUUGUUCUGAUGUUGGCCAGUGACGGCGUCGCGCAUCGACAGAAAAUGCGAAUGGAGCGGAGACCCCAGGUGGCCGAGUGCCAACUCGACCGCCUUGAGUCCCUUAAACCCGCUUAUCGUAUCGAAUCGGAAGGUGGGCUGACUGAAUCAUGGAACCAUAGCGACAAGAUACUUCGCUGCGCUGGUGUUACCCUCGUUCGACGCACCGUUCAGCCCAAAGGCCUCGUCCUGCCUUCCUACACCAAUGCUCCCCAACUCCUCUAUUAUGUCCGAGGAAGUGGGAUUCAAGGGAUGACCAUCUUUCCUUCUUGCCCUGAGUCGUUUGAAGAGCCUGAAGAAUCUGAGCGGCAAGAACACAGAGAGCAACAUCAGAAGGUGCAUGAAAUCGGGGAAGGCGACAUUAUUGCCAUACCGGCUGGAAUAGGUUACUGGUUCUACAACAACGGUAAGACCCCACUCGUUGUCGUCAUCCUCAUUGACACCAGUAACGCGGACAAUCAACUUGACGGAAAACCAAGAAGAUUCUAUCUUGCUGGGAACCCAGAAGACGAACACGGACAGGCAACUGAUGGGGAGAGAUCAGGUGGAAGAAAUUUAUUCAGCAGAAUUCACGAAGACUUGUUGAGUGAGAUAUUCGGCGUGAGAAUUGAGACGGUGACGAAGAUGAAAGGUGCAGAUGAUCCCAGAAAGAACAUUGUGUUGGUGAAGGAAGGCCUGGAAGUGGUGAGGCCAGACCCAGGGCCACGUGCCAAUGGGAUUGAGGAGACAAUAUGCACCUUGAGGGUUAGAGAGCACGUCGGUAGCGCCGCACGUGCCGAUAUAUACACCCCACACGCCGGUCGCAUCGCCACCCUCAACAGCAUCAAGCUCCCUAUCCUCGCCGACCUCCAUCUGAGCGCCGAGAGAGGCGUUCUUUACAAAAACGGUGUUUAUACGCCACAUUGGAAUCUGAAUGCGAACAGCAUAGUGUAUGUGACAGGAGGGAUUGGGAGAAUUCAGGUGGUGAACAACGAAGGGAAGAGCGUGUUCGACGGGGAGAUGGAAGAGGGAGAGGUGUUAGUGAUUCCUCAGAAUUUCGUGGCGGUGAUGCAGGCGACUGGAGAAGAAGGGUUCGAGUGGAUAGCCUUCAAGACGGCAGAGAAUGCAAUGAUUAACACUCUAGUAGGGAUAUCCUCAGCCAUUGGAGCUCUGCCUGUGGAUGUCGUUGCCCAGAUUUUCCGAGUUAGUAAAGAGGAAGCCUAUAAGCUCAAAAUCGGCAGGGACCAGACUUCUCUGUUUAGUGUAACCUCCCCGUCCUCAUCAAAAUAA
Molecule: messenger RNA, 1384 nt
Organism: Prosopis cineraria
Lineage: Eukaryota; Viridiplantae; Streptophyta; Magnoliopsida; Fabales; Fabaceae
Product: 11S globulin seed storage protein Ana o 2.0101-like
Exons: 4
Coding region: 35-1384 (449 amino acids)
Molecular function (GO): nutrient reservoir activity
Source: RefSeq, a predicted model, not a curated record